This is a messenger RNA of Artibeus jamaicensis (Jamaican fruit-eating bat), 1685 nucleotides long. It is a transcript of the gene TMEM45B, whose product is annotated as transmembrane protein 45B. The transcript is spliced from 6 exons. Bases 144 to 974 code for a protein of 276 amino acids. The record is from RefSeq and is a predicted model, not a curated record. Lineage: Eukaryota; Metazoa; Chordata; Mammalia; Chiroptera; Phyllostomidae.
CAACCGCGCAGGGUUGGGGAAGGCGGGCUAGUGGCUCGGCCCAGAAGGGUGGGGCGCUCGCACCUGCUCCUCGGCGCCAGCACGCAGGACGCGCGGCCAGCGGAUUGCUUGGAGGCGCUCAGCACAGGCAUCUUAGAGCCCCGAUGGCAAACUUCAAGGGCCACGCUCUCCCAGGGAGUCUCUUCCUGAUAGUCGGGCUGUGGUGGUCAGUGAAGUACCCCCUGAAGUAUUUUCAUCAAAAGGGGAAGAGGAACCAGCUGGCUCGUCACUAUCAGCGUCUUGAGAUCAUUGAGGCUGCGAUCAGAACUUUACUUCCGGUCAUUGGGAUCCUGGCAGAGCAGUUUGUUCCGGAUGGGCCCCACCUCCACCUGUACUCGGACAGCCAGUGGAUAAAGCUGAUGAACUGGCAACACAGCACGAUGUACCUAUUCUUUGCGGUCUCAGGACUCACCGACAUGCUCACCUAUCUCUUCAGCCACAUCCCCUUGGGACUUGACAGACUGGUCAUGGCUGUGGCGACAUUCAAUGAAGGUUUCCUCUUCUACCACCACGUCCACAACCGGCCGCCGCUGGACCAGUACAUCCACUCCCUCCUGCUGUGUGCCGUGUUCGGAGGGGCUCUCAGUAUCUUCGUGGAGGUGAUUCUUCGGGACAAUAUUGUGCUGGAGCUUUUCCGAACCACCCUCACGAUCCUUCAAGGCUCCUGGUUCUGGCAGAUUGGGUUUGUGCUGUUCCCGCCUUUUGGAGAACAAGAAUGGGACCAGAACGACCACUCAAACCUCAUGUUCAUCACCAUGUGCUUCUGCUGGCACUACCUGGCUGCCCUUGGCAUUGUGGCCGUCAACUACUCUCUUGUCUACUGCCUUUUCACUUGGCUAAAGAAGCACAGGGAAGGAGAAAUCAUUGGGAUUCAGCAGCUGAAGUCAGACCACAUUGCCCAGAAGGCCCUCUUGAGUGGCUCAGACGAGGACUGAGAAGCAGCCAUUGGUCAUAAAUGGCGUCCAUUUGAGCAGAAACAGGGAGAGUGUCCCCAGGGGCCGCCUGUCGCGGCCACUGCAACGCUCAUGCUGGUCUGUACUGCGUCUCUCCACACCUGCGCCUGCUCCUUGAAUUAGCCAAAGUCUGUGUGGGCGUGUACCCUCCAUAAAGAGAAAUGAGGUGAGCCUUCUCUGUGGCUCCAAGUGAAAUCGGAGACCCUAAAGCUGCAGGACAGGAAGUAGCCUCACGGAUGGUAUGAACCCAGCAAAACUCACCGCUUUUGAUAACACAUCCCUUUUCCUCCCAAGAAACAGGAACUUUCGUAUUAGAAAGUGAACAACAGUGCCUUUAUUGUACAGAUGCAAUUCUAACGUGUAUUUUUGCAAAUAAUUCACAAGCUUUGGUGUGUUAAACAUCUCCUGAUUAUAAAUUUCAGAGAACUGUAAUACCACUGCUGGUAAGUGACAAAGCUAAGCCAAAGGUGAUUUUUAUUUUUUAAAUCAGGAAGCUGGUUAGUGGCCCAGCUGGGAGCUGGGACCAGGUGUUCUGAGUCCCCCUAAGAGGAUGCCAACAGGACACCUGUAUGAUGAGGGAGAGAGAAAAAUGGCAGGUUAUGGAAGGCCCCGACUUUACGGCUAAACACAAAGGGUAAGAAUCCUGCAAAGAACGUGAAGCUUGAACUAGUCAAUACAAGUCUUGUCACUCUA